AUGGAUGACGAAAACUUGAAGGUCAGGGCUUCGCGAAGGAGGGAGCUGCCACCCCUCCCUCAAGUAUCUUCACGUGGUCAGCGUUCCUUACCCCCCAUGCCAAGUCAAGACACUGCUGAUGAGAUGCCUGCGCCCAAAACCAAGAAGAAGAAGGCUAAGAAAGAGGUGGAUGCAGGAGAGGAGACAGAAAACCCAGGAAUGGAGAUGAGCAGUGUAGCCAGUCGCAGACAGUCUGAGAGCAGGGAACCUUUGACUCCCGAGCCCCAGGAGAAUCCACCACAGAGAAGAAAAAAGAAGAAGAAAGCCCAGACUAUUGACUUAGAGGGAGAUCAGACUGAUCUGGUGAAUGGUGAGACAGGGGAGCAGAACACUGACGAGGAGGUGCCACGCAAACCAAAGAAGAGGAGAGUAAAGGCAAAAGUGUCGGAGGCACAAAGUGCCAAUGAGCUGGACGUGGAGGACGAUGACAUCAUCACAGACGCCCAGCCCCCAAUCCCCCAGCAUUCUCUGUUUUCGGCCCCUCUCGGGCAGAGCCAGCCCGUGGGGAAGGUGUUUGUGGAGAAGAACCGUCGGUUUCAGGCAGCGGAGCGUGUGGACAGGCGUAAGACCAGCGAUCAGACAGAGCAAAACUUCAUGGAGAUUCAGGCAUUGUGGACCACCAGAGAUGUCUCUAUGAAAGUCCACAGUGGCUUCAGGGUUAUCGGCCUGUUCUCUCACGGUUUCCUGGCCGGCUACUCAGUGUGGAACAUCAUCGUGGUGUACAUGUUGGCAGGAGAACAGAUGAGCACUCUGCCUAACUUACUGCAGCAGUACAGCAGCCUCGCCUACCCAGCCCAGUCCCUGCUCUACCUGCUCCUGGCUCUCAGCACCGUCUCGGCCUUCGACAGGGUGAAUCUGGCCAAAGCCUCUGUGGCACUGAAAAGUUUAGUCACCUUCGAUCCAGUGGCGCUGGCUUCUUUCUUGUAUUUCUGUGCCCUCGUCCUCUCCCUGAGCCAGCAGAUGACCAGUGACCGAAUCAAUCUGUACCCCAGUGCCAACUCUACACUAUGGAUCCCAGGCUCGGAGCGAGCCAUCUUGUAUCCCUGGAUCACGGUGAAUCUGGUCGUGACCGUGCUGGUGGGGCUGGGCUGGGUCCUAGUGUCCACAGGUCCUGACGUGGACUACACACAAGAGUCUUUAAUGGGUAUGGAGGUGGAGCAUCCGAAGCCAGAGGAGAAAUCUGACAUCACAGCAUAAGAGGAGGACCAGCCUGUUGCACCAUUUUUCUGUUGUGUAAAAGCAUUUCACAUGUCGUA
Chanos chanos (milkfish) is the source of this 1295-nucleotide messenger RNA. It is a transcript of the gene tmem237b, whose product is annotated as transmembrane protein 237b. The transcript has 14 exons. Bases 1 to 1236 code for a protein of 411 amino acids. Gene Ontology annotation, biological process: cilium assembly. Gene Ontology annotation, cellular component: ciliary transition zone. The record is from RefSeq and is a predicted model, not a curated record. NCBI's taxonomy places the organism in Eukaryota, Metazoa, Chordata, Actinopteri, Gonorynchiformes, Chanidae.